UCCAAGGGUCAAUCAAUUUCAUUCUCUCUUGGCUUGGCUUGGCUUGGGUUGCCUUCGAUUCCUUCUUGGAUUCCCCACUUUGAAGCUCAACUACAAACACCACAUCUAUCUAUUCAUUCUUCCUUUUCCUUUCUCUUUUCCUUUUCCCAAUUUCCUCUCAAUUCAAUUUAACUCCCUUUCAAUGGCUUCCGGUAGCGGCGGCCCCAAUUCGCCGUCGUCAAGCAGUUCUAGUAUGCCCAAGUCGCCAUUUUCGAGGACCAUGCCAAAUAGGGAAGCACUGGUGUCCUCCAUGAUCCGGCAAGGCAUAAUUCCCAAUACCGUGCUCUCUCCUCCCCGGGUCCCAAUGCCCCCCGCCCCCGCCCCCGCCCCCGCAGCCGCCCCCACACCCGCCCCCCAAUCGGAGGCUCUCAAGACAAUCAAAGAUGCCGUUAGCGAUCUAAUGUUGGAAGCCCCAUUUCGGGAUACUGAUAAAUGGGGGGCGAGCGACGUGAGGCUGAAUGUGGUUGCCAGGUCGAUGGGGUACCAUGUGGCGAUGGACGUGCACAGCCGGGUGCUCGUCUCCAGGAGCCGCUUCUUCGCGGAUAAGCUGCGCACGGGGGCUGGGACCGAGCAUACCGUUGAAAUUUGUGAUUGUGACGACGUGCCCUUGUACGUCGAGGCCAUCUCGCUCAUGUACUAUCAAGAAGACUUGAAGAACAUUCUCAGGACUACGGUGCCUUCCAAGGUCGUCGAUCUCUUGCAGGUAUUUUACGCCUUGCUGUGCGAGGACUGGCUGAGGGCAUGUUUGGAGUAUCUGGACUCAAUACCUUGGACAGACCAUGAAGAGGAUCUCAUCGUUACGCAAUUGAAUGAAUUCAGUUGUUGUGGUUUAAGGGCAGAUGGUUUGUUACAGAGAGUUAAGGCAAUCGGGCCGUCGACAUCUACCCGAGGGGAUGAAGUCUUCUUACAACUAUCCAAUGGUGUAUUGCAGGCCAAAGAUGAUAAAGCCCGCAACACAAUGAAGGCAUUAAUAACUCGGUUAAUUGAGCAGGAUGAGGAUAAUGAUUUGCUUGACGUUUCGAAAGAUACAAUUUAUAGUCUUUGCCAUAAUGGUCUUAAUUUUCUGACCGUCAGAUUAUCUGGAGUCGCCAGCGUCCAUGAAAGCAGCCAUAAUCGGGGAGCUUUGAUGAGUGAGAUAGCUCGAGCAGCUGACAACCUGCUGUGGAUUGUCAAGAUCCUAAUUGCGAGAAAAAUCGGUGAAGACUUUGUGGGUAUAUGGGCUGAACAGAAAGAUCUUUCGGCUCUUCACUCAAAAGUCCCUGUAAGAUAUCGACAUGAAAUUAGCAAGAUCACUGCCCAUAUUUGCAUUGCCAUUGGAAGAGGGCAAAUUCUUGUGUCGAGGGAGACUAGAUUUGCGUUGCUGAACACUUGGCUGGAACCUCUUUAUGACGAUUUUAAAUGGUUGAGGAUGCCUGGAAAGUCGUUUGAUCUGAAACUGUUUGAAGAGGGACUGAGUAAGACAAUCUUGACUCUGCCAUUGUCUCAACAACAAUGGAUUUUGCUCGACUGGUUUCAUCGGUUUCUUGACAGGGGGGAUGAUUGUCCCAAUAUUCAGGGGGCGUUUGAAACAUGGUGGAGAAGGGCUUUCGGUACCAAGUAUGAUGAUAUUGAUCCCAAAAUGCAGAUAAAAUCUGCUGCGGAUUUUCAUCAAUGAAUUUGUAGUCGAUUCUUCUUUGAUGCCAGGUAAUAAAAUAGCCCGUGUUCUUCUUUCAUCCGGUUUCGCUUUAACUUUGUUAAAGAAAAUCUUGAUCAGAAUGUGAAUCUUUUGGAGAUAAUUCCCUUUCACUUUUUUGUGAAUAAGAAUAUGAAUAGGAUUUGAUUUUUGAUUCGAUUCAAUCGUUUUAAACUGUGUGUAGAUGUAACCAACCCUCUUCUUGAUCGAUGGCUCAAACAAUUGUUUCAAAAGUUUCAAUUUCUUUCGUUUGGCUAUGUAUAUAUCUAUACUAAAAGGGAUCUUGGAACUUCCUUCUCUGGAAGUGUUUAACAAUUGACUUACCAUUUAAUUUAUGGGGAAUGUUACGUGCUGAUUUGAAAAAAUCAACACCUAUAAAAUACCAAAACAACAAGUCUUUGUUAAAAACAACAUGUGCUGUUUGUUUAUAUUUACACGUGUCCUGUACAAGUAUAUCUCAUGUGCUGAAAUGAAUUGUUGUAUGUGCUAUGUAAGACUAUAUCAUGUGUUGUUAAUUCAUGUGUUGUGUUUGUAUUAUAUGAACAUAAAUGAUGUGCUGUUUGCUAGAUCUUGUAUGCUGUUAGUUCAUGUGUUGUGUUUGUAUUUUAUUAAUAUAAAAGAUGUGUUGUCACUAAUAGUACCGUAUGCUUUUUGUUAGCUAUUUGUGUACUGUUCAGCACAGUGCCGAGAUU
Messenger RNA from Andrographis paniculata, 2403 nucleotides. RefSeq names its product BTB/POZ domain-containing protein At5g60050. The record is from RefSeq and is a predicted model, not a curated record. The transcript is spliced from 2 exons. Lineage: Eukaryota; Viridiplantae; Streptophyta; Magnoliopsida; Lamiales; Acanthaceae. Bases 182 to 1693 code for a protein of 503 amino acids.